AUGGAAAAAACCAUUAGUGGCACGCCGACAGAAAUAAUGUCAAAACUGAUAUGGGAAGAGUCUAGUUUGAUGAAGUUGGCUAGGCCGAUCACGAUGGUUGUCAACACGAUGACCGCGAUAACCACUGACAGAUCUGGCAAAGAAUCGGACGACAAACGGCCACCGACAGAGAAUAAUGACGAUUGGGAGAACUCGGAGGGAGAAUACCAGGAUAAAUUAAUAAUCAUGGUCGACAAAGCAACGCUGAUGCCGAGUCAGACUAUAGACUCUGGUGUGGUGGAAACUUCCCGACGGUCGACUAGGAACUCCGAUGGUCCAUCCGGUGCAUCAAAAACUCAUCGGCGUUUGAGCUGGGACCCCGACGGUCCGUCCGGUGUGCCAGAAUCUUCUCGUCGUGCGAACAAGGAAUCCGAAAAAACGGCGAUUUUCUUGAAAACUUCACGACGUCUGACCGGGGACUCCAGUCAGGAAAAUUCAUCUGCAAAACGACCGACACAUAAUAAUUCCUGCCCGUCCCGAGUAAGAAUACUGGAGAAACUGGUAUGCGAGAAUAACGAGCCAGCGGUACCCAUCACACAUAUGAUCGAGUGCGCCGAAAAUCUGAUGGCCGUUCUAGAACAGCUUAGGCUCGACUUACCGUCCACGAAUGAGAAUUGUGACGCUGUGUUCGAUCUGAUUAAUAAGGUACAGUGGUUACUCAAGGACCUUGGUCAGACGUCCGGGUCGUCGGAUCAGUCUCGAAUACUGAUGGAAAACUACGACAAUUACCGGAAGGCGUACUACGCUCUUCAAAACCACUUGGCCCAUAUUGAACAGCUGACCGAUCAGUGCGGUAUUACCAGGCGACCGCGAGAGGUCAACGCAGAGAAAGCAAUAGUGAGGCUUCCGGAAGAAGGAAGUAGUGGCAAGAAUGAGAAUUCGGGCGAUAUCUGCUGCGUCGUCAUGCUGGAAAACGCUAAGAGCAAUAGGAAUUUCAAAGGACUGUGUAAGUGUCCGGGCCUGCUGGAUCUGACCUAUAGCAAUAAGAACAAAGACGUGAAAGUCCCCGUCAAAUCAACAAGACCUGUCAAAGACGACGCGAAAAUAUUCGAUUGGAAGUCUCUUAUCAGAACUGUGUGCAAUUUAUGUUUCCCGUGCAAAUUAUUCUGUCCGAUGAAAUGA
Cinara cedri is the source of this 1161-nucleotide messenger RNA. Lineage: Eukaryota; Metazoa; Arthropoda; Insecta; Hemiptera; Aphididae. The record is from the annotation of a GenBank genome assembly.